This is a messenger RNA of Colletotrichum scovillei, 2976 nucleotides long. RefSeq names its product dihydroxy-acid dehydratase. Gene Ontology annotation, cellular component: mitochondrion. The record is from RefSeq and is a predicted model, not a curated record. Bases 1080 to 2924 code for a protein of 614 amino acids. Lineage: Eukaryota; Fungi; Ascomycota; Sordariomycetes; Glomerellales; Glomerellaceae. Gene Ontology annotation, molecular function: dihydroxy-acid dehydratase activity. Gene Ontology annotation, biological process: branched-chain amino acid biosynthetic process. The transcript is spliced from 5 exons.
AAUGCAUUGGGCAUCCCAUGAACGCUAAUGGGAGCUAACGACACAGGACUAUGACGAGAUUCGCGAGAAAGUGUGGACGUAUCCGGGAGCAGCCAGAAGCUCUUGCGUGUCCCACGGACUAGCGCCAUCUAAACGCCCAACUGGCCGACCUCUCACUUAUCAUACUUUGACGUUUUGCACGUACCUUCACUCAGCUGCAGCAAUAGCCAGUUGUGAUGCGUGGGAAACAUGCCUUUCAUCGGAGAAAAUGCCGUUGGUGACGAUGCUUCGUCUUGGAGCUGGAACUCAUUGGCGUCUCCCCUUCUCACUUCUCAGUUGGCUCCUGGAAAGCUGGUCCGGCAUCGUUCAACUCCAUCGCAAUUCAUUUUCCGAUAACCCUGUCAUUCGUCAAUGGGCCAUUUCCAUCGCAUUUACCCCUCUUCAACACGUCCCAUCCCGUCUUGUUCACCCGCAAAGUCAAUUGAGUGUUGCUCCACUCCUACCGCGCGGACUAUGCCCCGAUUCCCCUCCGGCGCGGCUGGGAUCACCCGACCGAAAGCUGCGAGCCGCUUCGUCUCCGUCGGCAGCCCUUCCAAUAAGAUGGCUCGCAUUAAGCAGCAAUGGAUUCAAUGGUGUCCCGAGCGGAUCCGUCCCCGAGGUUUCUAGUGGAGUGCUUCACGAUGUCCCUGCCGGUAGCCUAUUGAGGAACAGGAAGAAAGCAACGAGCUCUGUUGGCUUUCCCCGCCUUCCCACUCUGCCCGCAUUGUGAACCUUGGCUGCCGUUUUCGCUGCCAGUAGCUUUGCUCUCGCGCUCGAGCUACCUACUAGUAGUAUGUACACAGAACACAAGUUGUGUGGUGGGUGAAACAAAGUUCAAAAACAUGUUGCCGCCCCCCAGUCGCCCUUUUCCCUUCCCCGCGUCUACUGCUGCUCGUUGAAUUAUUUUCUCCCUUUCAUGAUAUUUCGUUGACACCAAUUCGGUACAUUGGAAAAAACUUGGCUCUCCCGACUCUCGAAUUCAAACGGGCCAACGCGAAUUGACGCAGUCGUCUUCUUCUACCGAAGCGAACACCUAUUUACGCUACCCAAAAGCCUUCACAAUGAGCGCAGACCAAGCAGGCCACGCCCCAGGUGACGCUGAAGAGACCAGCUACAAGGACAGCCACGAUUACAUCCAGUUCAAGGAGCACCCCAUUGAAGGACAACUCAACCGGUGGUCGCACACAAUCACAAGGGAACAUGACUUUCCCGGCGCACAGGCCAUGCUGUACGGCGCUGGCGUGCCGAACAAGGAGAUGAUGAAGAAGGCGCCGCAUGUUGGUAUUGCAACAGUGUGGUGGGAGGGCAACCCUUGCAACACGCAUCUGCUCGAUUUUGGCAAGAUUGUGAAAAAAGCUGUUGAGAAGCAGGGCAUGCUCGGCUGGCAGUUCAACACCGUGGGCGUGUCAGACGCCAUCACUAUGGGAGGAGAAGGCAUGCGCUUCUCCCUCCAGACUCGCGAAAUCAUUGCCGAUAGUAUCGAAUCGGUGACUUGCGCACAGCACCACGACGCCAACAUCUCUAUUCCGGGUUGCGAUAAGAACAUGCCGGGUACGAUCAUGGCCGCCGCGCGUCACAACCGCCCCUUUAUCAUGAUCUACGGCGGUACCAUCAUGAAGGGUCACUCGGACCUUCUGGAGAAGCCCAUCAACAUCAGUACUUGCUACGAGGCCCGCGGUGCUUUCACAUACGACCGCCUCCACGCAAAGACCAACCCGGGCACGGAAGGCCGCACCCCGUCCGACGUCCUCGACGAUAUUGAGCAGCACGCCUGCCCUGGAGCCGGUGCUUGCGGAGGCAUGUACACGGCAAACACCAUGGCGACCGCGAUUGAGGCAAUGGGUCUGUCUCUCCCUGGAUCUUCAUCAUACCCGGCUCUGUCCCCGGAAAAGGCCCGCGAAUGCGAGCGCGCCGCUGCCACUAUCAAGAUCACCAUGGAGAAGGACCUCCGCCCUCGCAAGCUCAUGACCCGAGCCGCCUUUGAGAACGCUCUAGUGCUCACCAUGAUCCUCGGCGGUUCCACCAACGGUGUCCUCCACUUCCUCGCCAUGGCCAACACGGCCGACGUGCCCCUGACGAUUGACGACAUCGACCGCACCAGCAACCGUAUCCCCUUCCUGGCCGACCUGGCUCCGUCAGGAAAGUACUACAUGGAGGACCUCUACAAAGUAGGCGGCACGCCCUCCGUUCUCAAGAUGCUCGUCGCAGCCAACCUCAUUGACGGCUCCAUCAUGACGGUGACGGGCCGUACCCUCGCAGAAAACGUGGCAGACUGGCCCUCCCUCGACCCGAACCAGAAGAUCAUCCGUCCGCUCUCGAAUCCGAUCAAAGCGACGGGCCACAUCCGCAUCCUCCGCGGAAACCUCGCUCCCGAAGGCGCCGUCGCCAAAAUCACCGGCAAGGAAGGCCUCACUUUCACGGGCAAGGCCCGCGUCUUCGACAAGGAGCACGAGCUCGACGUUGCGCUGUCGGCGGGCUCCAUCCGCCGCGAGGACGGCAAUCUCGUUCUCAUUGUCCGAUACGAGGGACCCAAGGGCGGACCGGGCAUGCCGGAGCAGCUCCGCGCCAGCGCGGCCAUCAUGGGUGCCGGGCUGGAUAACGUGGCGCUCGUGACGGACGGAAGGUACAGCGGUGCGUCCCACGGCUUCAUCAUCGGCCACGUCUGUCCCGAGGCGGCGGUCGGCGGGCCGCUUGCGCUUGUGAAGAAUGGAGAUACGGUUACCAUCAACGGUGAGACGAAUCGCAUCGACGCUGUGGAUGUUGACGAGGCGGAGAUGGAGAGGCGGAGGAAGGAGUGGAAGGCUCCUUUGCCGCAUGUGAGGAGAGGCGCUUUGGGUAAGUAUGCGAGGUUGGUGGGUGAUGCCAGUCAUGGCGCCGUCACGGACGCGGCGGAUCCGUCGUGGUAGAUUGGUGUAGACAUGUCUUGAUAUAGACUUGUAAUUCAGUAUAAUUUGGGAG